CUCACGCCUCACCGCGUCUCUGUUUUUCUCUCUCCUCGGGCGCACCAAAGGACAAGAAACUCUGGCAUGAACAAAUUCCCUCCGUUGCAGGAGAAUAUCUUGCACUCGAAACCGCAGGAAAAAAAUUUGCUGGAUCCAUUUCGAACGUUUCAGCAAAGUUUCUGGCUGUGGUUCGAGUACUCGAUAUCCUCCAUUUGCAUUGAUUCAUUUCUGCGCUCAGGCGCAUGUUCAUUUCAUUGCUUCCUUAAUUCGCCGGACGCCUAGCUUGCAUUAUCAACAUAUACCAGAGAAGACGUUAAUCCUCUGAUCUGUCAAAUUUGUAGAUACAUUCUGUUUCCUUGCGAUUAUUAUUGCGUUUCAACCUGGUUCUGAGUUUCUAAUUAAGGACCCAGAGGCGUUCCCCUGCAGGUUUCGUGAGGCUUUCAAAGGUUCGAACAAAAUCCAGCAACAAGGUGUGUGUUUGAAUCUGGCGUGACAUUUAAGACCUGAAGGGUAUUGGGCAGGGAGGAGGGGCGUUUUCAUUUCUAGAGAGGUGGGAGAAUUUUGAAAUUCAAUGGGAUGAAAAGGAAUGGACAUGACCAGAUCCAGUUAUGCAGUUAUUUAUGUGAUUCUUCUUUGUGCGUUGGCUAAAGGCGGCUCCGAAGGUAAGAGGUGGAAUCUGCACGAGAUUCUCAAAGAAGAAUGUCGUCUGUCGUCGUCACUUCUUGAAGACAGAAACAAGUUGGAGCAAGCUUGGAAACAUUGUAGGAAAGAAUUGGCAGAGAGGCACCACGGGAAUCAAGAUUCUGAUGACUCGCGUCCAGCCGCGGAAGCAGAACUUGAAAAUAUUCUACACAAAGCAACAGAGUUUCUGCCUCCCCAGUCCCAACAAAACUUUCUGGAUUGCAUCAGAACCAAAACUUCCAAUAUUGCGCCCGUCUCUCUAGACAAUGCUGCCUCUCCGCCUUUGUUUACCAAGUACUGGAAUAGUGGCUGUGAAAGGCAUUUGCUUGCCCAUUCACCAGACGACCAAAUCCCGCCAAGCACUACCCCUCCUCAUUCUUCUUCUCCAUCUUCAUCCCCAUCUCCGUCCCCAUCCCCGUCCCCGUCCCCGGCUCCUGGACUCGCAGGGGAAUCACCGAAUCAUGAUACAAACCCUCCUGAUUCUUCAUCUGAUGAUUCCCCUUCGGGUUCUCUUUCACCGUUGCCGCCGCCACCUCCGAAAUUUCCUAAACUUCCCCCACCCAAACCUUUAGCCUCUCCUCCUCCUCCUCCUCCUAAACGUGACGACAACAAUCAGCCGCUAAAAAUAAUUUUCAUUGCUGCAAUAACAGUUUGUGUAAUCGCAGCAUUAUUCUUAAUCUGCCUCUGCUGGGGCGCCAGCAGCAACAAUAACGUCGGCCCAAAAGAGGCACUAAAAGGCGACCGGCCUAUAGUCACAUUAGCCUCAUCUGAUGUUUUCGCGGGUAACUUUAUGUUUGGUUUUCAACGUUAUCCCAUUGAAUCCCUUUUACAUGGAUCUUCUAAUCUUUUUAUCAUUAUUUUUUCAUUUCUUGUUUCAGGUUCACAGAAGUUUGCUGUUCUGGAAAAGUCUGACAAGAAAGAAUCCACUACCAACGACAAUGUGAUCGCAAACUCUGGAGGUUGCUCAGUGACUGAGACAGCAUCGUCUACGAGACAAAUGGUGGCAGAGCCUCCUCUAAAACCUCCUCCGGGAAAACCAUCAGCUCCUCCACCCCCUCAGCCGCCGCCAGCUGCUCCUCGUGCCCCGCCACCUCCACCUCCAAAAGCUAAGGUUCCACCUGUUCCUCGGAAACCAAUUCAAGGCAAAAAAAGUGUUGAACAGGGCAACUCUAGCGAGGGAGGUGCAUUAGGUGCUCCGAAACCCAAAUUGAAGCCAUUUUUUUGGGAUAAAGUUAAUAAAGCUGAUCAAGGAAUGGUCUGGCAACAGAUCAAUCAAGGGUCAUUCCAGUUCAAUGAGGAAAUGAUGGAGUCUUUAUUUGGUUGCGGCCACCAGAAAAAAAAUGAACGCAAGAAAGAUGCAUCCCUUGAACCUGCAAUUCAAUACGUUCAGAUUAUUGACCCUAGAAAAGCACAGAAUCUAUCAAUUCUCUUGCGAGCGUUGAAUGUGACAACCGAAGAGGUCAUUGAUGCCCUCAAAGAAGGAAGCGAGAUUCCGGUUGAGAUCAUCCACUCAUUACUAAGGAUGACACUAACAACAGAUGAGGAAUUAAAGCUUAGAUUAUUCACUGGUGAUCUUAAUCAACUUGGCCCUGCUGAGAGAUUUCUCAAGGUUAUGGUUGACAUUCCAUUUGCCUUCAAACGUCUUGAAUCUUUGAUGUUCAUGAUUACCUUUACAGAAGAUGUCGCGAAUCUCAAGGAGUCCUUCGCAACACUAGAGGUUGCUUGCAACAACCUUAGAAAAAGCAGGUUAUUCUUGAAACUAUUAGAAGCAGUUCUGAAAACCGGCAACCGGAUGAAUGAUGGUACCUAUCGUGGUGGUGCUCAGGCAUUUAAGCUAGACACACUAUUAAAACUGUCCGAUGUAAAAGGAACUGAUGGCAAAACAACUCUAUUACACUUUGUGGUUCAGGAGAUUAUACGAUCUGAGGGUAUAAGAGCCGUACGAACACAGAAAGCUAACCAAACUAGCGGGUCUAGUGUGAAAACUGAGGAUUUCCUUGAUGACACUGAUGAAGAAUCGACAGUAGAGCAUUAUCGUGGACUUGGCCUUCGAGUGGUUUCAAGUUUAGGUGAGGAGCUAGAAGAUGUCAAAAAGGCAGCAGUUGUAGAUGGUGAAGGUCUAACAGCCACAACUUCAAAACUUGGCCAGUCAUUAUUGAAGUCCAAAGAAUUCCUCAGCAAUGAGUUGAAGAAUCUUGAUGAAGAUUCGGAAUUCCAUCGUUCUCUGCAAAGUUUUGUGGAUAAAGCAGAGGCAGAUAUCACAUGGCUGUUGGACGAAGAGAAGAGGAUAAUGGCUUUGGUAAAGAGCACAGCCGAUUAUUUCCACGGUACUGCAGGAAGGGACGAAGGGUUGCGCUUGUUUGUGGUGGUACGUGAUUUCUUGAUAAUGUUGGAUAAGGCAUGUAAAGAGGUUCAAGAUACAACCACGAAAUCAGCAAAGGCUUCAAAGAGAGAGAGUCCAACGACUGUGUCAUCUAUUGUAGGGACUCAGCAACUACAGGAUAUUCAUCAGAGACUAUUUCCAACAAUUGCAGAGCGGCGCAUGGGUUUCUCUGAUUCUGAUGAUGAGAGCUUGUCACCAUAGUCAUUUUGACUCUGAGACUCUCCUUUGCUCUUCUGCUUCGGCAAAGUCGAGGGAAAUAAUGUGGCUUAGUGAACAAGUUCAGUGCUUAAAAACUAUCGAAGGGACAUGUGUUAUAAGGUAACAUGUAAUAUGGGCGAGCUAUGUAAUGCCUAGUCUAUUAUGUUUAUAUGCCAGCUCCUCAUCAAGCUGUGAAUUGUAUGGGAUUUCUCUUUACAACUUGCCUCCUAACACAUUGAGGAAUAGAGCUAUGUUUUUCUUUUGGUUGAUUGAUUUGCACAGGAUUGGAACCUUGAACUGAAGUUGAGUAUAAAUGUGUGUCUACUUGAGCUAUACUCAUACUUUGCUUGGUGUGAUGAAAGCUUCUUCAAUAUCCCCAUUUGACUGCUAAUCAUAUUGUACUGAGCAACAUUCAUCUUGCAACAUUAUGCACAAGGAUUUGUUAUAAGGAUUCGUGAAGAUUGUGUAAUUUUUUUCACAUUCGGGAAAUAGUAAUAAUAUAUAGUUACAUAUUGAUGAUA
Molecule: messenger RNA, 3765 nt
Organism: Prosopis cineraria
Lineage: Eukaryota; Viridiplantae; Streptophyta; Magnoliopsida; Fabales; Fabaceae
Product: formin-like protein 3
Exons: 5
Coding region: 569-3247 (892 amino acids)
Biological process (GO): actin cytoskeleton organization; actin nucleation
Molecular function (GO): actin filament binding
Source: RefSeq, a predicted model, not a curated record